Drosophila ananassae is the source of this 2710-nucleotide messenger RNA. RefSeq lists its product as uncharacterized. Gene Ontology annotation, biological process: regulation of transcription by RNA polymerase II. The record is from RefSeq and is a predicted model, not a curated record. Bases 16 to 2247 code for a protein of 743 amino acids. Gene Ontology annotation, molecular function: RNA polymerase II cis-regulatory region sequence-specific DNA binding; DNA-binding transcription factor activity, RNA polymerase II-specific; protein binding. The transcript has 2 exons. Lineage: Eukaryota; Metazoa; Arthropoda; Insecta; Diptera; Drosophilidae.
UAGAAUCUGGGCAGAAUGUUCACUAAUUGGCUAACUGGCAGCAGUAGCAGCAGCAGUUCCUCCAGUCGCUCCUCAAUAGCAGCUGCCGGCGGCAGUGGUGGCGGAGGAGGAGCUGCCCCGGGAGGUAGUGCCUCCGCUUUGGUGAUGAGUUCACCCCCGGAUGUGAUCCUGGAAGUGGGUCCUGCCCCCAGUAGUAGUGUUCGGUUUGUGGCCCAUUCCCUAGUCCUGGGAAUGCACAGUGGCUACCUGAGAUCCGCCAUUCGGUUGGACGAGGCAGCUGUGGUGGCGACGGCGGCGGGAAACUCCAGUUCAUCCGCCACCACCACCACCCCGACGGGGGAGCUGCUGCUCUAUCUGAGCAAUGUUACGGCGGAUCAGUUUGCUCCGCUACUGACGUACAUGUAUACGGGAUACCUCGACCUGACCGUCGACAACAUCUUUGCAGUGCUCCUGGCCACCCAUGUCCUGCACAUGCCCAGGGCCUUGGAGAUCUGUCGGUCCUUCCUGGCUCGUGCCCAGACCGAGGGCUAUUUGAAUGGGAAUCCCCCGGCCGCCCAGCUCUGUCCCGUGGCCCCUGCCCCCACUAACGCCAAGGUCAUCCGUCCGAUCCCCAGCAAGGCCACCUUGCCCAACUACGGCUUCCUGCCCCUGCCCCAGGCAGCUGCCAUUACUCCGCAUCCCCCACCACCACCACCACCGCCACCGAAUCCUUCGGCACUAUGCACUUUUGGAGGAGCUCCUGUUCCGGGCGCCACUCUGCAGCUGGAGGAGCCACUCUCCCUGGCAUCCCAUGGCAGUAACUACAUGCAGGACGCCGAGGAGGAGGAGGAGGAGGACAAGGACGAGGACGUGGAGGUCUUCAUCGAUAGCAACACGGUGACGGAUAACGAGGCGGAGCCAGAGCCGGACGUGGACAUGGACUGCAAUGUGUCCGUGGUGAGUUCGUUGGCCGGGAGCAGUGCCGGAAGUCUCAACAUCGAGCGCCUGGAUGUGAAGCCACCGAGUCCGGCCGCACCGCCACCACCUCCGGUGGUCAUCACCAAAGCCACACCACCAAAGCCACAAAAGGUGCCGACCCACAAAAAGGACAAAUCCCGGGGCAGGAACUCCUCCAACCGGAAUAGGAAGUCCACCAAUGGCCUCCAGGUAGCCAGGGCUCCGGUGCCGGCGGCCCAAUUGGAAAUGGGAGCCACCAGCAGCACGACCAGCUCCACCUCCAAGUUCAUCAUCGACGUGGCCAGCUGCGAUGGACCCGUACGCUUCCGUCGAAUCUUAAAUACCGCCUACGGCCACAAGCCAGAGGACUUGAACGGAGGAGUAGCAGGCCAUGGUGCCGGCUCUGGCAAUGGGAAUGGGAGUGGCAGUGGCUUGGAGCAACAUCGAAGCCAGCAGAGUGUCAGCUAUUCGUUUCAUCAGCAAAUGGCCAGGGCCAUCAGCAGCCAGCAGAGGCAGAUGAGCCAGCAGCAGCUGGAGGAGAGCGAGAACAGUGGAGAUGGUAGUAGUGCCACUGCCACAGGUGCUACUAGUGCCACUAAGCACACAUCGAACAGGCAACAACAGAAAGGCAACACGAAUGCAACAUCAACUGGUAGCUCCUCCUCGACAUCCUCCUCCUCCGCGACGACGGCGGGCAACCAUCACCAGGAGCUGUAUGUGUGCGUCUAUUGCAAGCACACUUUUAAAUCUCAGUACUGCUAUCAGAAGCACGCCAAACGCCAUUUGAAUCCAUUGAGUCUGACCAGUGCCACCACUGCCACGGCUGCCACCACAACAACGGAUAAAAAGUUGCUUCUGGCGGUGACAGAACCUCUGACCGAAAUGGAAGCCAAUUCAAUAACAGCAUCGGGUGGCGGUGGUCCAGGCACUGGUGGAAACAAUCCCUCCGGAGGCACUAGUGGAGGUGCUACUCCUGGCGGAGGAGGAGGAGGAGGAGCUGGAGCCCUGCUUAGGAGGGAGGUGCGUCCCUUGGACAUGAAUGUCCAGUAUUAUCCUUGCAAAACAUGCGGCAGCAAGUUCCCCAGCUACUAUUUCGUCCACAAGCAUCGCAAAAUGUGCCAUGCCGAGGAAAUCGAGGCGGCAGCAGCAGCAGCAGCGGCCACUAGCAACACUAGCACCACCAACAACUCCGGCAGCAGCAACUCCAGUCACGGCAGCAGCACCACCAACAGCCAUUCGAAGAGGGAGCCAGCGGGUGGCAGUGUCACGGUCGCCAUGGAAACCGGAGAAGAUCAACAGCAGCAGCCUUAAGCUAGGGAGGCUGUCACGGUCGCCAACAGAAGCUAAGACAUCAGCUAGGAACAUCAAGAAAGAGUGUCACGGUCGCCAUGUAAAGUGAAGGAGAUCAACAGUAGGACUGUCACGGUCGCCAUGUAAACUGAAGAGGAGCUAUCACGGUCGCCAUACAGAAGAUUCUGAAGAAGAUCAACAGCAGCUAGGACAUCAGCUAGGAGGAACACCAGGAAAAACUGUCACGGUCGCCAUCGAAUCUUAACCCCAAAAAAGCAACCGUAUCACGGUCGCCACAAAAACUAGAGAAGAUCAUCGGAAAGAAGAAAAACUAACCCUGAAGUAGAUCAACCCCGAAAGUAAGAGAAUUGCAUAAUCAAAGCAACGAAAUCUACGAAUUUAUAUUUCUAAACACACAAAAUCACACACAAAGCAAGCUAAAUGUUUUUUUUUUCUUCGCUAUAAAAUAAAUAAAAGUUUAAAA